GUGCCAAGGUGAAACACUGAAAGUUGCUCUGUUGCGAUCAAAAUGCCGGCGCGUUCUACGUCUUCAAAUGUUCGCCACUCUCAUAGCCUCUAGGUCAGUGUAUUAGCAUUUUCGUCAUUGCAAAGUGCGGCUUAAAAGAUAAUCCCCUGUAACUUGAUGCCAAGUCAUUGAGGGCUGGCGUGUUUGCCGUGGUACUGGAUACCCUGUAAAUGUACAGACUCAUUGACAGCCCCCCCUGAUGACUCCACGGGCAGUCCGCAACAGCAAGCUGCGGGGACUGUCCAAGCACAUUGCUAGACGAAGAGGUGAACCUUUCUGGACAUUACGUACCCUUCAAGAGCAACAAUUGAAACCUUCUUUCACAAGAGACUUAGAGAGCAAUUGCAUGACAAAGCAUUUUUUUUGUCUGUGUUUUUUUUUUCCUCUUUGUUUGUUGACCACAAUAUACUUGAUAUGGCAAUGGCUGCUAAGCACGAACUCACUCGCUAUGAGUGAAGGUGGGAAAAAUCCUUCACUGCUCCUAAAUACUUCGUGACUUCCCUUUGGAACGACAAAUUGACGUUCACACGCCAGCUCGGCUUGUCUUGGCUUGUCUCACUGGAUCAUCUGUUAAGCAUUCUUCAGAAUUUUUUUUUUUCUAGCCUCCUGAGGCCCUGAGGAUUAAUCAGAGCUUGCAUCUGCUUGCAUUACUUUUGUUUUUCUUUCUCACCUGUUUGGGUUGGCGGACAAGAGGGAAAAAAAAAAAGUCAUGGAGUCAGUCCACACCCAUCCGCUGGUUCAUCAAUGAAAAUAACAACACGAGGUCGAGUGGGACGAUGAACAAAGACUCUAGAUUGUCAAGGAAAGGGGCGCCAGCAGGUUUUGGACACGGUCGACGGCAUUCGUGCUUGGGUUUUGAUGUGGAGAAUGGCCUUUCGGUGGGUCGCAGUCCUCUGGACACUCAGACCAGCCCGGGUUCUGGUCUGGUCCUACAAUCCAAUGUCCCUCACAGUCAACGGCGUGAGUCUUUCCUCUACCGCUCCGACUCCGAUUAUGACCUGUCUCCUAAAACCAUGUCACGCAACUCAUCCGCGGCCAGCGACUUGUAUGGAGAAGACAUGAUAGUUACCCCAUUUGCACAGAUUCUUGCCAGUCUACGAACAGUGAGAAGUAAUUUUGCCGUUCUCACACAUUUGCAAGAUCGUGUGGGAAACAAGUGGCCGCCAAGCAGUAACCAGCCGCCCCUGUGUAAACCAUGUCACACAGAGGAGCCUUAUCAGAAGUUGGCAGUGGAGACUCUGGAGGAGCUGGACUGGUGUCUCGACCAGCUCGAGACACUUCAGACGAGAAACUCGGUCAGCGAGAUGGCGUCUAAUAAGUUUAAGAGGAUGCUAAACCGAGAGCUGACUCAACUGUCAGAGACCAGUCGCUCAGGGAAUCAGGUGUCAGAGUUCAUCGCCAAUACCUUCCUCGAAAAACAACAUGAUGUGGAGAUCCUGUCCCCGCCGCCUAAGGAGAAAGAGAAGAAGAAGAGGCCCAUGUCACAGAUCAGUGGCGUGAAAAAAGUCACGCAGAGCCCCAGCCUUGCAUCUACCUGCAUCCCUCGUUUUGGAGUCAACACCCCACAGGAGAACCUGUUGGCCAGCGAGAUUGAGGACCUUAACCGUUGGGGACUGGAUGUAUUCAAGAUUGCGGAACACUCUGGAAACCGCCCUUUGACGGUCAUCAUGUUCUCCAUCUUCCAGGAACGAGAUCUUCUAAAAACGUUCAGGAUCCCGAUUAGCACCUUCAUCACCUUCAUGAUGACCUUAGAGGACCAUUACCGUGCUGAUGUAGCUUAUCACAACAACAUCCAUGCAGCUGAUGUUGUGCAGUCCACACACGUGCUCCUGUCUACCCCGGCUCUCGAGGCUGUAUUCACAGAUUUAGAAAUCAUGGCUGUUUUGUUUGCCAGCGCCAUUCACGAUGUCGACCACCCGGGCGUCACAAACCAAUUCCUAAUAAACACAAGUUCCGAGUUAGCAUUAAUGUACAACGAUGCCUCAGUGCUAGAGAACCAUCACCUCGCUGUGGGCUUCAAACUGCUCCAAGAAGACAACUGUGACAUCUUCCAGAACCUCAACAAGAAACAACGAGAUUCCCUCCGCAAGAUGGUGAUAGACAUGGUGCUAGCCACAGACAUGUCCAAACAUAUGAACUUCUUGGCGGACAUGAAAACAAUGGUGGAGACCAAGAAAGUGACCAGCUUGGGAGUUCUGCUGCUUGACAACUAUUCAGACCGAAUCCAGGUUCUUCAGAACAUGGUUCAUUGUGCCGAUCUGAGCAACCCAACCAAGCCCCUCGAGCUUUACCGUCAGUGGACGGACCGCAUCAUGGUGGAAUUCUUCACACAGGGAGACCGAGAACGUGAUAAGGGCAUGGAGAUCAGUCCCAUGUGUGACAAACACAAUGCAUCCAUUGAAAAGAGCCAGGUGGGCUUCAUCGACUACAUUGUUCACCCUCUGUGGGAGACGUGGGCGGACUUGGUGCACCCUGAUGCUCAGGAUAUCCUGGACACCCUGGAGGACAACAGAGAGUGGUACCAGAGCAUGAUCCCACGGAGUCCCUCACCUUCUAGUCCUGACGAGUCCCACGCUGAGCUCAGAUCGGGAGGUAGUCUGGGAGGGCCUAACCCUUCAACGGGGGUCGGCGGAGACAAGUUCCAGUUUGAACUGACACUGGAGGAGGAAGAAGAAGAGGACGAUGAGGAAUUACAGUCUGACCUAGAGAGUCCACUCGAGGAUGACCCCCAGUUGGGGAUGGAGCGGCACCAGGACUCGUCAUCGCCCUCGACAUCUCCGGACCCGCGCGGGAGGUACCACCCUCCUUCGCCACAUUUGUCACGGCCCACCAGUCUGACGUUGCAGAGCCCCCACCCUCACAGGACCACGACCUCGCCGAGCCAGGAGGGACCUGAUGGUGAGAAAGAUGACAGUGCCCCCUGCCUGCAUGAAGCCACAUAACAACCAGCACAACCUGCCCUGCUAAAAAGGCCGACAGCACUGAGAGGAGGCAGGGCGGGCCCUUACCUACCAAUAAAGUCUGUAACAUCACCACAGUCCCUUUACACUGGAGACAGCCUCUCUGUAGACAGAGGGAUGAUCCCCCUCUUUUUAGUUUCAUAUUUAUCUUGGCCACUCUUUGGGGCCUCUUAAGUCUUUAUUGUUUCUCACCCUGCUUUGGGAACGUCACCUGGACCGGGAAAAAGAGCGACUCUCUCCAAGAACAAAAGGUAAAAGCAAUGUCUUCCUCGAAAAUAUCUGCAACUCUUGGACGUGAGCAAGUGAGAGUUGCAGUGGUAUGACAGGGUCCUGGAGAUUAUUUUGCACCAUUUUAACAUACACAUUUCAGAAUCUUAUCUUGUUCAAAUGAUUUGUACUUUGAAUUUUUGUUGAGAGAUGUUGAGCUGAUGUAAUAUUUGAACUGGCGAGGAGCUGCGACAGAAUUGAUGGACCGAAUCCUCAGGGUAUGAAGAGAAACACAAAUCGAAUGUAGCAUCGAUGUUGUUCAUGACCUUAAGCCCAAAGUCAUUCCCUCUUAGAAUUUACCUCUUAUCCACACAACUGGGUAUUGUCUAACCAGUUGAAACCCUUUAAAUUGGGCACCUUAGAGCAAUCAAAAAAUGUGCGUGUGUGUGUGUGUGUGUGUGUGUGUGUGUGUGUGUGUGU
Molecule: messenger RNA, 3686 nt
Organism: Hippocampus comes (tiger tail seahorse)
Lineage: Eukaryota; Metazoa; Chordata; Actinopteri; Syngnathiformes; Syngnathidae
Gene: pde4cb
Product: phosphodiesterase 4C, cAMP-specific b
Exons: 16
Coding region: 816-2981 (721 amino acids)
Biological process (GO): signal transduction
Molecular function (GO): 3',5'-cyclic-nucleotide phosphodiesterase activity
Source: RefSeq, a predicted model, not a curated record